Myzus persicae (green peach aphid) is the source of this 1265-nucleotide messenger RNA. RefSeq names its product coiled-coil domain-containing protein 94. The record is from RefSeq and is a predicted model, not a curated record. The transcript is spliced from 2 exons. Gene Ontology annotation, cellular component: U2-type catalytic step 1 spliceosome. NCBI's taxonomy places the organism in Eukaryota, Metazoa, Arthropoda, Insecta, Hemiptera, Aphididae. Gene Ontology annotation, biological process: mRNA splicing, via spliceosome. Bases 68 to 919 code for a protein of 283 amino acids.
ACUGACUACAGUCUUCUAUUAUUUUAUUAUUUUUGUCGCAUCAAAUAUUUGGUAGUUAAUACUCAAUAUGUCUGAAAGAAAAGUAUUAAAUAAAUACUAUCCACCUGAUUUUGAUCCUUCAAAAAUCCCACGCAUGAAACUUCCAAAAAAUAGACAGUAUACUGUACGUCUUAUGGCACCAUUCAACAUGCGGUGUAAGACUUGUGGUGAAUACAUUUAUAAAGGCAAAAAAUUUAAUGCCCGAAAAGAAGAUGCAGAAAAUGAAGAUUAUUUGGGUAUACGUAUUUACCGGUUUUACAUAAAAUGCACUAGGUGUUUACAAGAAAUAUCUUUUAAAACCGACCCACGUAACACAGACUAUGAAAUAGAAGAAGGAGCUACACGAAAUUUCAUGGCUCUAAAACUUGCACAAGAACAGGAAAAGAGAGAAGAAGAUGCUGAAAAGGAAGAAGAAGCUACAAAUCCAAUGAAAUUAUUGGAAAAUCGUACUCAACAAUCUAAACAAGAAAUCGAAUUAAUGGAAUCUCUUGAAGAGCUAAGAGAUUUAAAUAGGCGCCAAGGUAAUGUGGAUUAUGAUUCAAUGUUAUUAAAAUACAACCCUGCAGAAUUAAAGGAGCAAAUUAAGCGGAUGCAAGAAGAAGAAGAUGAAAAUACAGUAAAAAAAUUGAUGGGUAUUAAACGUAAGAUUAAUGAAAAUGAAGAUGAAGAGUUAGUAGAAUUUGAGGACAAUAUGGCCGAAAGUAAAAUAAAAAAUGUAAUUACUUCAACAGCACAGUCUAGUGCGAAGAAAAAAGUAUCGAAACUCAACCUUCUAAAUUUAGUUAAAGUUAAUAAUGUCACAAGUACCAACAAGACUAAAGAAUCUUGUAAUUCAUUAUCAUUAAUUGGCAAUUAUUCCAGUAGUGAUGAUUCUAAUUGAAUAGUUAUUAUUGUUUUGAUUAAAUUGAAAGUAUAAGUUAAAGGUUAAAAUAAAAAUUUUCAAUUUUGUCAAUACAAUUUGUCUAUUUCAAUAUAUUUGUAAAUAAUACAUUUUCAUACAAUUUAGUACUGUUUACUUUUUCACCUUACUAAAUACUUUAUUUGUCUAAUAAAAUACUUGAUAUAUGAAUAUUUUUAAUCUAAUAAUUAUUAUAUUCAAAUAUACUAGUUUUUAUUAAAGAAUUUUGAAAUCUGCAAGAAUAAGUUGGUAGUUGAAGUUACAGCUUAUGUGGCCUAGGUGGUGGGUGAACCAUUGAAUAGUUCACUCUAAUGGAUAUUUUAAAUUU